Octopus sinensis (East Asian common octopus) is the source of this 663-nucleotide messenger RNA. RefSeq lists its product as uncharacterized. Lineage: Eukaryota; Metazoa; Mollusca; Cephalopoda; Octopoda; Octopodidae. The coding region runs from base 16 to 663 and encodes 215 amino acids. The transcript has 3 exons. The record is from RefSeq and is a predicted model, not a curated record.
GCAUUUUUGAAUAAAAUGAAAAACGUGGAAAAUGUAUACCGUCAGAAAUUUUUGGAAAACUUUAAUAAACGGAAAAAACAGUGUAGACUGUCUUACUUAUCGCGGAGAUCUCAGCGGAUAAAUUUGCAAGAAGUUUCCGGACAGAUACUUAAGAAGAAAAAAUUGUUCCCUGGUGAGGAAGAACGAAAAUCAUCACCGGAAAAAGACGUAGAAGGUCCGGAAGAUGUUCGAAGACAAAUCGCAGAAUUUGAAAGGAAGAACAAAAUAACAUCAGUAACAACCGGCUUGUUAUUCCAUUACACAAGGUUUGAUGCAUUAAAACCAAAAAGGCAUGAGCACUCGAAAUAUUUUGAAGUAGUGCAUGAAGAAAAUUUCGACGAAGAUUCGGAUCCAUGCUUAGUAAUUCAUAUUUUAUGUAACGAAAUUGGUGUUAUCUAUAUCAUUCUUUUCGGGAAAUCGAGGACCUCUUUUAUUAAUAAACAUUCAUUCUACACAUACACGUAUACAAACCAUACACAUAUGUGGAGAUCAAGUCUCUCACAUCGUAUUAAGAAGUCGAAUAAGCCAUAUCUUGUCCAUGAUAUUGAUAUAUUACCACUCCAAAAUGCUGAUAUUACAAACUAUUUAACAAUGACUGCCAAGGCUUUUACAGCUAAGUUUUAG